This is a messenger RNA of Aureobasidium vineae, 651 nucleotides long. The record is from the annotation of a GenBank genome assembly. NCBI's taxonomy places the organism in Eukaryota, Fungi, Ascomycota, Dothideomycetes, Dothideales, Saccotheciaceae.
AUGGAGCCUGCGGAGACGGAAACUCUUGUCAACGGCAAUCACCCCGCAAAGGACCAGCCUCUGGCCGCCGCUACCGCCGCCACCUCUACUACACGUGAACAACAAGAUGCAAACGCUUCGGAUCACACGGCCGCGUCAUCAGUUACACUCAACGAUGCGUCUCCUCAAGUAAUACCGCCGUACUUCAAUGGCGGCCGUCUUGCGCGGACAGAUUCAGCUACGAUACCCACAGGACGUGGUAUAGAUCUUGUUGAUCAAUCAGAUGAAGACCAUGAAAGUGGGCGAGCGUGCUGGGCAAGUGAUGUCUCCGUUGAUGACUACGUGGUUGUGAGUGGUCCUACAGGGAUAGGUGCAUAUGUCGUAUGGAAUUGUACAAUCGAGACGUUCAAGGGUGGCAGUAUCACUCUUCGGAAAAGGUUUGUUUGCUUGCUUGCAUGCCUCUCCUUGCCAGCACACCAUGCUGACUUGUUAUUANGGUAUUCCGAGUUCGAUAGUCUCAGGCAGAGCCUUGUGAGAGCGUUUCCUCUCUCCGAAGCCUCCAUCCCAGAGCUACCCAGGAAGAGUCUUGUUUCACGGUUCCGGACCAAAUUCCUUGAGCAAAGGAAAGCAGGCCUUGCUCACUUCCUCACGUAUGUUGACCUGCCAAUCUCG